Molecule: messenger RNA, 5525 nt
Organism: Rhincodon typus (whale shark)
Lineage: Eukaryota; Metazoa; Chordata; Chondrichthyes; Orectolobiformes; Rhincodontidae
Product: cAMP-specific 3',5'-cyclic phosphodiesterase 4B-like
Exons: 11
Coding region: 1-1842 (613 amino acids)
Biological process (GO): signal transduction
Cellular component (GO): nucleus; cytosol; perinuclear region of cytoplasm
Molecular function (GO): 3',5'-cyclic-AMP phosphodiesterase activity
Source: RefSeq, a predicted model, not a curated record
AUGCGACAGACAGACAGUGCCCACACUGUGCACCACGCGACAGACAGUGCCCACACUGUGCACCACGUGACAGACAGUGCCCACACUGUGCGCCAUGCGACAGACGGACCGUGCCCACACUGUGCACCACGCGACAGACAGACCGUGCCCACGCUGUGCGACGGACGGACAGUGCCCACACUGUGCGCCACGCGACAGACGGACCGUGCCCACACUGUGCGCCACGCGACAGACGGACCGUGCCCACACUACAGUACCUCUGACAUCGACACUUCGUACCCGAGGAACGUACAGCUAAACGUGCUCACUGUCUCUCUGACCAGCGCCCUCCUGUCCCCUCACUGCUGGAUGGAGUUCAAGAGGAUGCUGAAUCGUGAACUGACUCACCUCUCCGAAAUGAGCCGCUCAGGGAACCAAGUCUCUGAGUACAUAUCCAGUACCUUCCUCGACAAGCAGAAUGAAGUAGAGAUCCCACCUCCCACACAGAAAGAACGAGACAAGAAGAAGAAACAGCCCAUGUGUCAGAUCAGUGGGGUGAAGAAACUUACCCACAGCUCAAGCCUCAACCUCAGUAACUCGAGCAUCCCCAGGUUUGGAGUAAAGACUCAUCAGGAAGAAGCACUAACCAAGGAAUUGGAUGAUUUGAACAUAUGGGGCCUUAAUAUUUUCCGAGUUUCCGAGUUCUCGAACAACAGGCCGCUCAGCUGCAUCAUGUAUGCUAUAUUCCAGGAGAGAGACUUGAUGAAGACCUUCAGGAUUCCAGUUGACACUUUCCUCACAUACAUAAUGACACUGGAGGAUCAUUACCAUGCUGAUGUUGCAUACCACAACAGCUUGCAUGCAGCUGAUGUCACUCAGUCCACACACGUACUGCUGUCUACCCCGGCCCUUGACGCCGUCUUUACCGAUCUAGAGACACUUGCUGCAUUGUUUGCUGCUGCGAUUCAUGAUGUGGAUCACCCAGGAGUUUCCAAUCAGUUCCUCAUCAACACCAAUUCUGAGCUAGCACUAAUGUACAAUGAUGAGUCUGUCCUGGAGAACCAUCACCUCGCUGUGGGCUUCAAACUCCUCCAGGAGGAAAACUGCGACAUCUUCCAGAAUCUCCCCAAACGACAGCGGCAGAGUCUGCGGAAGAUGGUCAUUGAUAUGGUUCUAGCAACAGACAUGUCCAAACACAUGAGUCUCCUAGCAGACCUGAAAACUAUGGUGGAGACAAAGAAAGUGACCAGCUCAGGAGUCCUCCUGCUUGACAACUACACUGAUAGGAUCCAGGUGAUGAGGAAUAUGGUUCACUGUGCUGACCUGAGUAACCCUACCAAACCGCUGGAGUUGUACCGACAAUGGACAGAUCGUAUCCUGGAGGAGUUUUUUCGACAGGGAGACAAGGAACGAGAGCGAGGGAUGGAGAUUAGCCCAAUGUGUGACAAACAUACAGCCUCAGUGGAAAAGACACAGGUAGGAUUCAUUGACUACAUAGUGCACCCACUGUGGGAGACAUGGGGUGACCUUGUGCACCCUGAUGCCCAGGAUAUCCUGGACACGCUGGAGGACAACAGGUACUGGUAUCAGAGUAUGAUCCCACAGAGCCCCUCGCCACCACUGGACGAUCCAAGCCAGGGUGAAGAGGUUUGCAUUGACAAGUUUCAGUUCGAACUGACACUGGAGGAAGAAGAUGAAUCUGAUCGAUCAGACAAGGAGAGAAACAGCACAGGAGAGGAGGAGACAAGCUGCCACAGCUCAGAAGAGACUAUGUCAUGCAUAGCUAAGGCACAGGAAGACAGCAGCACCAAGGAGGGACAGUUAGGCACCACAGCUGAGGACACAUCUUCUGUAGAGUCAUAAAAGAGGGAGAAUAGCUCUUGUGCGAAACAGAUGAAAUUUGUCUAUUUUUGGAGACAUACAUAUCAACUGUGAUUGGAAUCCAGGUCUGUGGGUGGAUUCCAACAUCAGAGUGCCCGAAAACUGAGCAAACUCAGUAUGGAAAGGGGGCAGGAGGUCAAAGCCAUUCUUUGUUUGGUUUGAACCUUUUAAUGGGGUGAGAGGAAGUCACUUUGAAAUAGUGUGUACCUCAAUCUCCCCCUCCAAUUGCAGUGAAAGAAACAGUAACAACCCGGGCAAACGAGAGACUUUCAACAAGAACCAAGUGGACCCACCUAAGCUCCCUCUCCUCCACAUUGUUUCCAUGACAAGGAGUCUGUUUCUCUGAGUGUGACAGGGUCUGGGAACUGCGUGCCUUUUCUGGAAUUAUCUACAAACUGUGUCUUUGUAGUUAAGUCAAGCAAUGAUUUGUUUUAUUUUUAAUGUUAUAUUUUACGUACUGUUUCUUAUAAGUUAUUCCGCAAGGUUCUAGAAAGAGCCAGAUCAAUGGAACAUAAGCCGGUGGAUAUGAUGUGAAACCGGUUUCAAACACUAAACUCUGCUCCUCAAUUUUUGAAGUCUUCCUCUAAUGUUCUUUUGCACAAUAUGGCAAUAUCUUUGGGACUUUUUAAAAUAAUUUAUGUUGUAGAGAUUCUGUGGUGCGCACAAGUAGCUGCGCUGGCUAAGAAUGGGAAUGUUUCCUCAGUUUGAGGUUUACUGUUCCCAUGUGCCAGGAGGGCACUGCACUUUCAUGUCUGUGAAUGGCUUUGAGAGGACCAAGGUGAGGUUUGGUCCCAGCUUAAAGCUAGGACCGCCUUAAAUGUGUCUCCUGUCUUCUUUAUUCUUGUCCUCUUUCAGAGGCUCUGAAUCCCACUGAAAUCAGUCUUCACCGUAUUUCCAGCACCUGCCAAUCCAUUCCUCGUAGAUUUUGGAGGAAAUGUGACCGUGGGAAAAUUACAGCCAAAUCCAGUAGAGUCUUCAUCUGAUACACGUACACAGAUAUGCGUACGCAUGCACACACAUUCACUCACUCUCACAUUCACCCACCUACGUACACACACUCACUGACUCUCUCACACACACACAUACACACACACACACACUGAUUACUGUUGAGGUGCAAAGUAAAUCCUGAAUUCCGAAUGAUUAUUUCGCUGUCCCAAAAUCAUGAGGGGAUUCCAAUGGGAUUCUAUUCUAAACCACAAUUUUCAUUUAUUUGUUUCUUCAAUUAUCCCCAAGAUUGCUUUAAAGGCAGGACAUGAAACUGUGCUCUCCUGGUUUGCUGUACAAGGUCAGUAUAAGUUUGAUUUUUUUGCCUUAAACUCAGUUUGCGCUCAUAAGAGAACUCUCUACCGCCCGCUCUCAAUCCCGGAGAUGAGAUUGGUGUGAUGCCAUAGGGAUUCCCUCCUGUGCCAAGAGCCAAGCUAUUGGAGUCUGCCAGAAUUGCCAAUACACAGCUGUUCCCUCCACUGUAAAUGCUGCAUUCAAUCAAGAUACAGUUCAUGGAAAUUGAUGUUGUCUUGAGUUCCAGAACCAACACAAACAGCAUGACAUAGCACACACUCUCCCCAUAACAAUCACUUUGAAUCAUACAGUACUCAACCCAUCCAGCCUGUGCUGUCUCUUUGAAAGAGCUAUCCAAUUGGUCCCACUCACCUGCUCUUUGCCCUUAGUUUUUCAAAAAUUUACCUAAUUCCCUUUUGAAGUUAUUUUAAAAUCUGCACCCACUGCCUUGUUGGCUAGCACAUUCCAGAUCAGAAUAACUCACUGUGUGUAAAAACAAAGUCUUAUCUCCACUCGUUCUUUUGUGUUUAAUCUGUGCCCUAGUGUCUCAUGCCCACUGGAAACAGAUUCCUGCUAAUUUCCUCGACCAAAACCUCUCAUUACAAUAGUGCUCAAAGUCAGGUCAGCUAAGGGUUAAACAGCUUCCUUUGUGCAUUCACAUAACAUCACCCUUAAUCUUUAGAGCACUGAUGUCAUAUAUGAUCUGCGAGUUGGAAUAGCUCUGUCACUCCAAAGCCUAUUAUUAAAGCAUUAAAUCCUGCAACAAACUCAGACUUAUCCACAAAGGAAUUGUCAUCAUGAAGUUCCAAAUAAUUGGGACAGCUCAUGCAAACUGACUGUCCCCUCCUCAGCUAAACAGGCAAGCACCAGAAACACCAGCUGGGGAUACUGUGGCCAUUCUGAACAGUCUUCACCAACCAGCCAGGAUCAGGCACAGGUCUGUAGUUCUUGUACAGUUUUCUUUUUUAGUUUUUAUUGUUCAUGAUUUUAUUUUUUUGGUUCUGGUUUGUACAUAAUGUAAUGUUUGUAAAUGAUUCUCUAAAGCAGUUAUGAUAUGGAGACUGAAGGAUAGCACUGAGGAGAAGAAAUGGUAAAUCCUUUGUAUUAUAAUGUGAUAUGCUGUAAUGCCCUUGGAAACUGUCACCUAUACUCAGCCAGUGUUGUUCUUCAAGUAAGGGGCUGGGCAAAAAAUAACUAUUUUAAAUGUGUCUGCAUCAAAUACUCACUCAUACAUUUACCGUGAUGGAGGAUUGGUAACAAAUAAGAGAUUGAAUCAGGCAAAAACAGACCAGACUCAAGUCUAAAUUAUGCCUCUGAAUGUGAGAUAUUAUUAACAAAUCUAGAAGGCAGCAGCAAUGCAAAAUACAACCAUCUUUCCCUGUGCAGAUAUCCCAUUAAACUGAUUUUCAGCUUCACCUCAUCUUGUCUAUUCCUGCACUUGUGAGCAAAAUACUCACAAUCACCCCUCACCCAUUCCCUACUUGCUGAAUCCCCUUCACACACCUUCCACUGUGCCUACCCUCCUUCAUUCAUCUCCUCUUGUCCAACACUUGCCUUUGCUCAUCACCAGCUCAUCAUUCCCCUCUCACCCAUUCCCAUCUUCCUCUUCCUAUUCCUUUAUCCACACCCUUGCCCAUUUCCCAUAUACUCGUUUGCACCUCUCACCCAUUCGUAGACUCUGAGCUAUUCUAAACUUGAUUGGUCACAUUGUUUUUUCUCUGAAUCGUGUGUCGAGAAUUUAAGAAUAUUGGAAACUGCAAACAAGAAACUUAACUUCUUGUUGGACCUGUGCAGUAAUGUACUCACACCAAUCUCAGCAUAUCCCAGCACAGUAGUAAACAGGAUGGUGGAGUCUCCAAUGUUUCUGAAAUGCAACAUCCUAUGGGUGUAUUUAGCUCAGCUAGUCCCAAUCAGACAGCCUGUGGUGAGGGUGAGGUGUAUAACAGUGUAUGGACCCGAACCUGUUUGGCUCUCAUACUAUUGUUCAAAUGGAGAAACAGCUGACUCCAGCAAAACUCCGAUUCACUGCAUCAGGUCUGUGCCUCUGCACUGGGUCUAAGCUCACUGCAACAGCAGUAAAUUCAGUCCCAGAAUUUGUGAAACUUCACACAAUUGUCACAGAGUAACAAAAGAAUCUUCCAGAAAAAAUCUGGGCAAGAUAAAGGUUAUGGGUCAGCAGCAGUCAAUGUUGGACUAAGCUGAACAUUUCUCUGUCUGAUUUUCAGUCCAAGGUGCCCACAGAAUGCAGGAUUCUCUAGAAUGGUUUCAUAAAGGAAACUGAGCACUUUCAACUUUCCAUAUUCAUCAAAUGGAUCUCUUGUAAAUUGUAGCAGUACAUCUUACAGAAACAUGUUUGAAAAACUAUUAAAAAUCACUUGAAAUUA